This is a messenger RNA of Penicillium robsamsonii, 1713 nucleotides long. RefSeq lists its product as uncharacterized. Lineage: Eukaryota; Fungi; Ascomycota; Eurotiomycetes; Eurotiales; Aspergillaceae. Bases 1 to 1713 code for a protein of 570 amino acids. The record is from RefSeq and is a predicted model, not a curated record. The transcript has 2 exons. Gene Ontology annotation, molecular function: protein binding.
AUGGAUACACUAGCACGGAUAGACAAACUUCCUGCUGAGCUUCUAGAUGUGAUCAUAUCGCACUUGAGAGAUCGUGAUUUGGCAUCUCUAUUAGCCUCAAACAGACAGCUAUACCACCGGCUUGACCCGAUAUUCUACGGCAGAGAACAUGCCAUGGACCUUGCAAUGGGCUGGGCGUGCUCGCGUGGAAAUCUCGAAGCCAUUUGUCGCCUAGUAUCUUUAGGUGCAUCCCCUAGCGUGGUUGAAGUGCGCACUAGUUCUUCGGGAUGUUACCACAAAACAUCCACGUUGCAUCUGGCAGCAACUAGGAGACAAGUUGAGGCUUUCCGGUACCUGCUUGGUAUCGGGGCGCGGAUUGAUCAUCCUGAUGUGGAUAAGUGGGUUAUCCGUCAGUUCAUUAGUCGCAUUUGCAGCCCCGCACAUGAUUGGGCUCUGUUGCGCCUCUACCUGGAUGCCGGCCUCGACCUUCAGCUUUGGGUAAUCUCCCAAUCGGCAUCGGCCUCUCCGCUAGAUCCGGUGCGCCUUUUACUGGACCGCGGUGGCGACCCUAAUGGGAUAUUCUCCUUCUAUCGCAACCGACUAGUGACCCCCCUGACUGUGGCAAUUCAGAAGGCCCAGAUUGAAGUCCUAGACCUCCUAAUCGAGAAAGGAGGAACCAUUCAUGGACCCCAUAUUACCCGUCCUGUCCGUCAGCCUUGGCACAUUCCUAUCAUGGCCGCUGCGGCAUGUAUGUCAAGCCGGGGAACAGCCGUGAUCGAGCGAUGCUUAUAUCUUGGCGCAGACAUCAACCAUUCAACACCGCAAAUAGCUGAAAAAGACUACAUGGGAAGCAGACGUUACGGAUACAUAAGUCCUGCGCUUGUCUAUGUUGAUUCUAUUGAUAACUGGGACGAACCGACGCAUGCCUUACGCCCAGUCGAUGGACUCGUAUUUCUGGCUAGCCGAGGGGCACUCCUUCAACAACCUAUCCCUAUUCCAGACCGUGGAGCCCUCGAGCAAAUACACAGUGCGCCUUGGGUGCAGUGCUAUUGGAACCCUUCCCCAAUGUGCUUGGACUUUAUCCUCGGGAAGUGGGGGCUAACCAAAUUGGCCACGAGUCCAGGUUUUCUCCUGGCUGUGCAGUAUCUGCUCCGGCACGCGGUCAGUAUUGGCACGCUUUCCGAGUCCCUCGCUUCCUACGACGUUGAAAGUUCGGUUUCUAAGGUCCUACCAGUCCAAGUUUUAGCAGCAUGGCAAGGUCUCUUGACCUAUGUCCUUGAGGAUUUAAAGGUGGACCCAACCAUACUAUUGAGCCAUUAUAUCCUACAAAAGGGCUUAUGCAUAUGGAAUAAGCCCCUACUGGACACUGGCCGAGCCACAAUUGAGGGGCUAUUGGCGUCGGGGGCCAACAUCAAUGCCCGCAUGGGUGCCGAGGACGGACCAACAGCUUUGCAUGCGGUAUGCGAAGCAUUCAAUAAAGAGCUCCUGAAUUUGGAAGGAAGAUUUCACUCUUUGGAAUGGCCGAAGAGGAUCGAUAUACAGGCCACGUAUCUUCAGUACUUAACUAGUCGAGGAGCUAAUUCUUCCAUCCGCAUUGGUGGUCAAACAGCCAGUGAGGCUCUCUUAGUGAAUCAAACAGAUAUUCCAUUGAAGGUUCGGCAAAAGGUGCUGUCUGUAUCCAAAAUUAUGGAGGAGGGCAAUGUAAUUCAAAAUGCCAGGCUACUGCAAAGCUAA